AUGGCAUUUUGGAAUAGUAAACCAGUUGAACAAACACCAGCUGCUGAUCCAGUUAACAUUAAAUCACAACAGAUUAAACAAGAUAUACAACAACAAAUAAGUCAAGAAUUAGCAACAGCAAAUGCAACAGAAUUAGUAAGAACUAUAACAGAAAAUUGUUUUGAUAAAUGUAUAAUACAACCAAAUGACAUUUUAUCAGCCAGUGAAGAUCAGUGUAUCAAUCAAUGUAAAGAGAAAUAUAUGAGAUCAUGGAAUGUAAUAUCAAAAGCAUAUAUAGAUAGAAUACAAAGACAAGUAUAA
Molecule: messenger RNA, 300 nt
Organism: Insectozyma verbasci
Lineage: Eukaryota; Fungi; Ascomycota; Pichiomycetes; Serinales; Debaryomycetaceae
Source: the annotation of a GenBank genome assembly